This is a messenger RNA of Rosa rugosa (rugosa rose), 10769 nucleotides long. Its product is annotated as disease resistance protein RPV1-like. Gene Ontology annotation, biological process: signal transduction; defense response. The record is from RefSeq and is a predicted model, not a curated record. The coding region runs from base 447 to 4205 and encodes 1252 amino acids. Gene Ontology annotation, molecular function: ADP binding; protein binding. The transcript is spliced from 13 exons. Lineage: Eukaryota; Viridiplantae; Streptophyta; Magnoliopsida; Rosales; Rosaceae.
CAUUGGCUGACUGGUAAAGUCUGAAGACGGGAGUCUCCUCCUGCUAAAGUCCUCACGAUCUAGAUCUAUUUCUGUCUCAAGAGUCUAAGUUUCUCACCACUUUGCUCCUACUCAUUCUUAAUCUUUUAUUUGAAGUCGAUCUGAUCCCAACUUCAAAUCUCAGUAAACCACUAAACCCAGUAAUUCGGUUAUAUGAUCGACACUUUAUGUCUGGACCCCCCCCCCCAAGAUCAAAUCCUGGUUCCUCCACUGGCUAUCUGUAUGCGUUGCUAUGUUUCUGUUAUCUGUAAACCCAGUAGGGAAGAGAAACCUGAAAAACGACUGCUUGUUUUCCAUGAUGGUUACUUCCGAGCCUUGAAAUUGUGUUGAAAGCUUCUGCGGUUACUCGUAUAUAUAGUCCUUGGACACGUACUCUUCCACAAGUACAAAAGUAGGUUUCAUCGGAAAUGAGCACUCAAAGAACCUCUGCAUCUUCCCCCCCUUCAACUCCUCAGUGGAAAUAUGAUGUCUUUCUGAGCUUUAGAGGUGAUGACACUCGCAAGGCUUUUACAGACCACUUAUACACUGCAUUGAAACAUCAAGGAAUCAUAACUUUCAGGGAUGAUCCUGAACUUCAAAAAGGGGAAGCUAUUUCUCCAGCACUUUUUGCUGCAAUUGAAGAAUCGAGAUUUGCUCUCAUUGUUCUCUCACAAAAUUAUGCAUCGUCGACAUGGUGCUUGAAUGAACUUGUGAGAAUUCUCGAGUGUAUGAAAGAAAGAGAAGCUGUGCUGCCAAUUUUCUAUGAUGUUGAUCCCUCUGAUGUACGAAAGCAAACAGGGAGUUUUAGACAAGCCUUCACUAAUCAUGAAGAAAGAUUUAGGAGUGACGGAGAGAAAGUGCGAAGGUGGAGAGAUGCUUUAACUGAAGUGGCAAGUUUUUCUGGGUGGAAUUCAAAGGAAUGGUAUGAAUCAAAACUCAUUAGAGAUAUUGUUGAAGAUAUAUGUAAAAGAUUGCAACCUACAUCAUACAGUUUUGCAGACAAUCUAGUUGGAAUUGACUCGAGAUUGCAUCGAGUUAAUUUGCAUUUAAGUGUAGGGGUGGAUGACGUCCGCUUCAUUGGUAUAUGGGGAAUGGGCGGGGUUGGUAAGACUACUAUGGUAAGAGCGGUGCAUGAGAGAAUCUCUCAUGAAUUUGAAUUUAAUUUCCUUCUUACGGAUGUUAGAAGCUCCUCCAUUGAAAAAGGUGGUUUACUAAACCUGCAAAAGCAACUUCUCUCUGGAAUUGGGGCAAAAAAGGCUGGCAUAUUUGACCUUCAGGAAGGAGCCACCAUAUUAAAGAGGUUAUUACGUCACAAAAAAGUUCUUCUCAUUCUUGAUGAUGUGAACCAUUCAAGUCAUUUAAAAUAUUUGGCAGGAAACCAAGAGUGGUUUGGUUCAGGGAGUAGAGUUCUUAUCACAACUAGAAAUGAGCAUUUGUUGAUUCAACAUGGAGUGGAGAGAAGAUUGAAGGUCGAAGAAUUAAACCAUGACGAUUCUCUUAAGCUUUUUAGCUGGAAAGCAUUCCAAAAAGGUUACCCUGAAGAAGAUUUUCAUGAUUUGUCAGAGUCUGUUAUAAAUUAUGCCAAAGGUCUUCCUUUAGCUCUUGAAGUACUGGGUUCCUUUUUGUAUGGAAGAUAUCCAAGUGAAUGGAACAGUGCACUGAGAAAACUGGGAAGAGUUUGUAACCUGGAAAUCUUUGACAUACUUAAAAUAAGUUACGAUGGUCUAGAUUCUGAAGAGAAGAAAAUAUUCCUAGACAUUGCAUGUUUCUUUAAUGGAGGGGACAAAGAUCGAGUAACAGAAGUACUAAACAGUUGCGAUUUUUCUGCAAUUAUUGGAAUAAAUGUUCUUACUGAAAGAUCUCUCUUGACUGUUUCACAUGGAAGACUAAUAAUGCACGAUUUGCUCCAAGAAAUGGGAUGGGAAAUUGUUCGCCAAGAGUCUCAUAACGAGCUGGGCAGGUGCAGUAGGUUGUGGCUUCUUGAAGACGUCAAACAUGUCUUGACCAAGAAUACUGGAACUGAAGCAGUAGAAGGCAUAUUUGUGGAUUCAACAGAGUCAGGAGUAGACAUGGAAGUGACUCCGAAAUCAUUUUCAAUGAUGAACAAAUUGAGAUACCUGAAAAUUGAGAAUGGGAACCUGCCCAGGGGACUUGAAUAUCUUCCCAAUAGUUUACGGAUUCUUGAUUGGACGAGGUAUCCGUCAAAUUCGCUGCCAUCACAUUUCAACCCUCAGAAGCUGCUCGAACUUAGCUUGUGUCAUAGUUGUAUUAAACAUGUUCGGAUAGGAACGGAGCCUUUAUGCAAUUUGAAAACCAUCAAUCUGAGUCACUCUCUGAAUCUUGUUAGCACCCCAAACUUUAAAGGUAUACCAUAUCUCAAGUUUCUGUAUCUUGAAGGUUGUAUAAGAUUGUAUGAGGUUGACCCGACAAUUGAAGUGCUUGAAAAACUUACUGUCCUGAACUUGAAAGAUUGCAAGAAUCUUGUGCAUUUUGCAAGCAGUGUACAUGGCUUAAAAUAUCUCAAAGUUCUGAAUCUUUCUGGUUGCUCAAAGCUUAAAAAACUACCGAAUGACAUGGGUCAUUUAGAGAGUCUGGAGGAGCUUCACGUGAAUGACACCGGCAUAAGAGAACUACCUUCCUCUAUUGGAAUGCUUGAAAGACUUCCUCUGCUGAAAAUAGAAAAUUGCAAAGAUCUCAUGUGUCUUCCAAUUAGUCUUGGUGGCUUAAAAUCUCUCAAGGUCUUUAUUAUUUCAGGUUGCUCAAAGCUUGAAAAAUUGCCAGAGGAGUUGGGCAAUAGCUUGGUAAAUGUUGAUGUGAGUGGAACUUCUAUAAAAGAACUGCCUUGCUCUAUUGGAAUGCUUGAAGGACUUGUUUCUAUGUCGUUGAGAGAUUGCAAACAUCUUGAGUGUCUUCCAAGCAGUGUAGGUGGCUUAAAAUCUCUCAAAGAUCUCACUCUUUCUGGUUGCUCAAAGCUUGAGAAAUUGCCGGAUGAGUUGGGUCAUGUUGCCUGUUUGGAGAAGCUUGAUGUGAGUGGAAGUGGCAUAAGAGAACUGCCCUCCUCUAUUGGUCUUUUGAAAAACCUCAAAGAAUUCUCUCUUGCUGGGUGUAAAGCACGGUCACCUAAAUCAUGGGAUAUGAUGUUCAACCCUUUUCAGUUAUUGCGAAAAAGAAGUCACAUUCCGGCAGGAUUGUCGUUGCCUUGUUUGUCUGGUUUGCAUUCAUUAACUAAAUUGAAUCUAAGUGACUGCAAUCUUUCUGAAGAAGCAUUGCCCAGUGAUUUUGGAUGCUUGUCUUCAUUAAGAGAUUUAAAUCUCAGCAGAAAUCAAUUCAGUAGACUACCCGAGAGCAUCGGCCAACUCUCCAGACUUGACUAUCUUCACUUGGAAUGGUGCCAGAAGCUUCGGAGAUUACCAGAGCUUCCAUCUCAUGUGAGAGUAGACGCUGAGAACUGCAUUUCAUUAGAUACGUUGGCCAAUCAAAGCAAUUCGUUGCGACGAGGAUAUUUUGUUAACUGUUUCAAACUGUUGGAGAAUCAAAGCUGUGAGAGUAUAGCACUUUCAUUGCUAACACGAUGCCUUAAGAGUCAAGCAUUUUCUGACCAUAAAGUAUUUGAGUUUGUUUGUCCUGGAAAUGAAAUUCCAGAGUGGUACAAUCACCAAAGUGUGGGGUCUUCGAUAACCGUAGAGCUGCAUCCGGGUUGGGUUAGUAACAAGUGGAUGGGAUUCGCCUUCUGUGUCGUUUUUAGACUCCUCAAACCGCUCCCGCCUGGGGUUGUGUGGUGCAUUAAUUGCGAAAUGAGUGCCAAUGGAAAAUCCUUGUCUCACCGUAGUAUAAUGGUGUUUGGGGGAAGGUGGGGUCAACCUGUGUUGGAUCACAUUUGGUUCUUCUAUAGGGCGCGUGAUAUGUUCUCUCGGCAUGAGUGGCAGGAUAUCUACUGUCAGCCUGUAUUCUCAUUUCGACCUCAGUACUGGGAUAAACGAAUAAAGAUUGAGGAAUUUGUGCGAGUGAAAAAGUGUGGGGUCCGUAUGAUAUAUGAGGAAGAUGCAGAGGAGCUUUCGGAAACAUUAUUGAAGCAGAGCAAUAUUGGCAUUAAUACCAAGCAAUGCCUUCAACACAAUGACGAUGAUGAAGCAUCUAGUAGUGCAAGUCAGGCUCAUCCAAAAAGAAUUAAACAAACUCCACAUUGACGGUGGAACCCCUUAUAUUCGUGACCAGAAACAUGGUUAAUGCAUUUUUUUUUUUUUAAAUAAAAAACGUAGGGAAAACCUGACUAUAAAUUCAUGGUUUAUGCCUACUGGUGCUGGCUCGAGGAAUUUAGCUGCAAAGAAUGCAUUUGCAGUAGAAAGCAUAGGAGUAUUGUUUCACUUGCUUAUUGACCAAGUUAAAAAGCUGAAGAGGGAUUCAGCGCUGACUGCAAGUACCAAAAUGAUGGGGAAGAGUGAAGGUUCAAGGCAGUUAGAAGAUAGUUCAUUGGGUCAAACGUCUACGAUGUCUUCUGGGAGUCGUAUUGUUGAAAAGAAUUAUUGCUCAACUAGCUUCAAUCCAGGAACACGAAAGUCACUUCACGAUUUUUUUGUACUGAUUAUGGAGCCUCUUUUGCUUGAGAUCAAUGGCUUUCUUGAAACUAAGCUGAAAGUGGGCCCUGAAUUGUUGGAUAUUCAUUGCACACUAAAAGAGUUAAAGCUAUAAAUAAUGUACUUUCGGUCUUUAUGCAUGAAAAGAUUUAUGUGAGAACAGAGGAUGCCUCUGAGGGAGCUUCUCUUAAUUUCUUGAAGAAGGUUUAUAAUAUUAUCAUCUCAUUGUCCUCAGAUUUAAUUCAGUUGUCAGUUACACACUCAGAUAGUUUUACUCUAAUAGCAAAUGAGGUACUUUCUGCUGUUGGCUAUCUUUUGGAAAUUGAAUAUGAUGUUCUAGAGAAUGAUCUAGUAAGCUUGUGGUUAAUGAUCCUCCCUCUCUUACUGGGCCAUUGGGCUUUCUUUGGUGGAAUCUCCGGAUAGAUGCUCAUUAUUCUCCAAGAUAACAGAUAUUGGUUGCCAAUUAAUUAUGCUCUAUAGUCAACUUCGCCAGGUGAAUAAUACUAUCUUUGCAUUGUGUAAAGCAAUAAGGGUUAUUAAUUUACAUAAUAGCGAUGGUCAACUGAACUAUACUAGAUUUGUCAUUCCUUUUCAUGGUGAAGCAUAUGCAAAAGCUGUGGAAAUGCUAUUAUCUGCACAUGAAUUCAAAAUUGCAAUUCAUCAAGCAAUGAAGUCCAUACCAGAAGGACAAGCAAGUCAAUGUAUUCGGCAGUUAACAUUGGAUAUAUCAGAAUCUCUAGAGUGGAUGAAAGUUGGUUGUUCGGAGGCUGAUGAAAAAGAAUUUUCUGAAUGCCAUCUAAGUAGCUUGCACAGUUUUAAUCUGGAAGCUGAACUUUUCGGGAGAGGGUUGUCAGAAAUAUAUGCAUUAUUCCUAGAGUCAUUGAUUGUCACAACUGGAAACUGUAACCUUCUUGGCGCUUCUAUAAAAGAAUUAAUUAGAGUGAUUUUCCCUUGCAUGAGCAAUCUGGUUAGACCACAGCAGGAGGAUGCUGUAAACAAAUUCCUAUGGUCUGUCGCGGUAAAAGAUUCUGACAAUGUGAUCGCUAGAAACAAAAACAAAUAUCUGAUAUUUGGAGUCUCCACUUAUUGGGUAGUUUUGUUCUUCUUUCGAUUGUAUAGCUCUUGCCGAUGCUUAUAUAGGCAAGCAGCAAUCCUUAUGGCUCCAGAUUUAUCAAGAAAGGUGUCUGCAGAAAUGGGAGAUUCAUUCUCCUCUUUCUCUGGUAGGGAUUGGAUGGAAAUGUCUGAUUGGAUCAAUGGGGGAUUUUUCUCUUGGAUUGUACAACCUUCAGCUUCUCUUCUUUCUGUUAUUCAAUCUGUUUCAAACAUCUUUUGUAAGGACCGUGCAGCUGAUUCUUGUCCUUUAACUUACGUAAUGCAUGCUAUGGCUUGUGAAAGGCUUGUGGAUUUGGAUAGUCAUAUAAAGUCUUUUGAAUAUUUUAUUGAAAAUGGUGACAAUCUGGUGCAAGUUGCGGAGAUGUCUUAUUUGAGGCAAGAGGCAGCAGGACUUACUGGAUUUUUGAUGGAGCACCUCUCAUUAGUGUCUGAAGAUCAACAGCAAAUAUUCAUUUCUGCUGAUACGAAUAAUAAUAAGAUGGGUAACUAUGAAAGUGAUGAAUGGGAUUUCAGUAUUUGCUCUGUGAACAAGAAGUCAUUGCCAACUGCACUUUGGUGGGUUGUUUGCCAAAAUAUUCAUGCAUGGUGCCCUCAUGCCUGUAAAAAGGAUUUGAAGAGAUUCCUUUCUCUUUUAAUCCAUACUUCAAUUCCCUAUGUAAGAAGCAGCUUUGGGGUGGUUAUAGAGCACAAGAACCAUGAAGCUGACAGGCUGAAGAAUGUGGCAUUGCAUCAAAUCUCAUCACAGUGCUUUAUUGAUUCCAGUCUGUAUGAGCAAAGAAUAAGCAUCUUUCAAAGAUCAAAUGGCAUUGCAUCAAACCUCACGUGAUGUACAUGCACACACACAGUUGUAUCUUGCAAAAUAUUUUUAUUUGUAUCUUUUUGGGGAUUCUUUUUGUUUCACACUUUUCAUUUACUGUUCAUCUCAAUCAGGGUAUUUGUUUUAUCUCUUGUAUUAGUUUGUCCGCAGGUAUUUUGCAAAGAGGUUCUGCCGUGCAUUGGAGAAAUCUAAAUUACCAUUCAUCAGCGACUUUCAAUCCGGCAAUGUUAAAUUCAAAUCAUCACCUAAUUGGCCAAAUGUGUUAAGUGAUUUAGAGAACUCAUCAUUGGCUAUUUCCUGCAACAAACUCAAUGUAUUUGAUUGUUCCUCAGUCUCAAGUUGCAAGGGACAAAACUCCCAACCAUCUACCAUCAUGAAAUUUACAGCUUGUCAGAGUUUGCUUAAUCUUUUGAGUUGUAUGCCAAAAGGUCAUUUGGACACGAGAUCAUUUUCACGUUAUGUGACUUCUAUUCUGAACCUCGAAAGGAUUGUUGUUGGCGGCUUAUUAGAUUAUCAGAAUGCUUCAUACUCAGCUUAUUAUUAUGAGCUCUUCAGAUUGUUUGUGUCCUGUCGGAAGGCCUUAAGAUGUAUAAUUACUGCUUGUGAGGUGACAGCAGCCAGUCGAACCUCAGACACUGUACUCUAUGAGGAUUUAUUUCCAGUUUCAUGGCUUUACAAGUCAGUGCAUAUGGUUGCUGGGCUUCAAGAAUCAUUCUCAAAAGAUAUUUAUCAUCAAGUUCAUGAUAUGAUCUUGGCAUUAAUGGAUCACACAUUUUAUGUGUUUCUGACAUUAAAUAAAUAUCAAUCCAAUCAUGCUGUUCGUUUCCUUGAGGUUGCUGAGCUGAAUUUUGGAUGUGCCCAAGAACAGAGAAGUUUAUUGAAUUCGUCCAAUUAUAUUGAAGCCUUGAAAAGUGUAAACGGUGUUGCUAAGAUUUUGAAGGAACAGAUGCAGAUCUUACUUGUAAAUGUGAAGAAUGGCAUUUGUAAUGGAAAAGAGGAAGUUUCUGUUGAUGCUUUAAAUUUGAACAAGUUUGCUUCCAUAAUUUCGUGUUUUAGUGGGUUUUUAUGGGGCCUAGCAUGCGUUAUGAUCGACACAGAUGGGAGAAAUAGUGAUGAGAAAGCUAAGUUGUCAAGGUGGAAACUUGAACCAAUCUCCGAACUCAACCUCUGUAUAAUUGUUUUUGAAGAAAUUUCUAGUCUUCUACUACAAAAUACAAAUGUUUAUUCUUGACGAUAAUCAGCAGUCCACAACUAUAUGUCAUGCCUAUAAUCUUCAGAAGUCAGGCUACAAUUUAGAUUUGUUUGGUGCAGAGAAGAUUUUGCUGGAAGGCAAUGAUGCUGACACUGAUAUGGCAUGUGGUGGACUGCAGGAUGAAUCUGCAGUUGCAGUGACGUGCUCAGCAUCAUCUGACGUCUGUUAAGACUCUGUAAUUGGUAGUGUUCAUAGAAGAAGACUGCGCUUGAAAGAUGCAAAUAGUGUUGUUGGUUGCUUGGAUUUGGUUCUGGAAUUUGUUUCAGGUAAUAUUAUAUCACACAUUUAUAGAGCGUAUGAAAUCAACACUAUUUGCAGUGUUGAGGUCAUCAUUCGCAGUGUUCAUAAAGAAAUCAACAGAGUUGCAUCUCCAAUCUGCAGUUCAAGCUAUCGGAAGAGCCCUAGUUGGUGUGCGGGAAGGGUGCACAGUGAGGUAUGACAUAUGUGCUGGAAGUGAAGAUGGAGGAAAGGUUUCUUCAAUUGUUGCAUCUGGCAUUGGUUGCUUGGAUUUGGUUCUGGAAUUUGUUUCAGGCGUGAUGGAGCGAAGCAAUCCGAGUAGAGGCGUGCAGCGAAUGUUUAUAAGGUCAAGCUUGUUGAAAUUCGGAGCAAAUUCUCUUCUGAACAGUUUUCACUUUGAUUAUUGUAUUGGUCUCAAAAUAACUCCGAUAAGGCUGAAAUUCGGAGGUUAGAUGCAAGAGACAGAGAUGAACAACUUUGAUGAAGAAAAGAUUUUGAUCCGAGGUUCCGAACUAGAUGUUUCGGAGCCUGCAAACAGACGGACGUGCACAGGAAAGGGGAAAGGUGCAGUCGGUGUGCGUUGGUGCUGCAGGGGCAGUAGGGAUGCGUGCGCAGGGGCGCGUAGGUGCUGCAGGGACAGCAGAUGUGCGGCAGAGCUGCAGGAGCAGCCAUGCAGCGACGUGGGGCUGCAGACGCACGGGCGCGUAGGCGGGCAGCACGGAGCGCAGGGGCGCGUAGCGCUGGGCGUGCAAGGAGCAGGCUGCAGCGAAGGCUUGGCUAGCUCGGGCUAGGGUCUGCUGGGGUAGUAGGCACGUAGGUAGGCAGAAUAGGUUGUUUCGGUUUUUGUGGCUAGAGUCGUGCUGAUAACGUGUUUAAGUAAAAUAGAUUCGAGAGAGAAUUGUAGAGAGAAUUAUCAGAAUGCUUCAUACUCAGCUUAUUAUUAUGAGCUCUUCAGAUUGUUUGUGUCCUGUCGGAAGGCCUUAAGAUGUAUAAUUACUGCUUGUGAGGUGACAGCAGCCAGUCGAACCUCAGACACUGUACUCUAUGAGGAUUUAUUUCCAGUUUCAUGGCUUUACAAGUCAGUGCAUAUGGUUGCUGGGCUUCAAGAAUCAUUCUCAAAAGAUAUUUAUCAUCAAGUUCAUGAUAUGAUCUUGGCAUUAAUGGAUCACACAUUUUAUGUGUUUCUGACAUUAAAUAAAUAUCAAUCCAAUCAUGCUGUUCGUUUCCUUGAGGUUGCUGAGCUGAAUUUUGGAUGUGCCCAAGAACAGAGAAGUUUAUUGAAUUCGUCCAAUUAUAUUGAAGCCUUGAAAAGUGUAAACGGUGUUGCUAAGAUUUUGAAGGAACAGAUGCAGAUCUUACUUGUAAAUGUGAAGAAUGGCAUUUGUAAUGGAAAAGAGGAAGUUUCUGUUGAUGCUUUAAAUUUGAACAAGUUUGCUUCCAUAAUUUCGUGUUUUAGUGGGUUUUUAUGGGGCCUAGCAUGCGUUAUGAUCGACACAGAUGGGAGAAAUAGUGAUGAGAAAGCUAAGUUGUCAAGGUGGAAACUUGAACCAAUCUCCGAACUCAACCUCUGUAUAAUUGUUUUUGAAGAAAUUUCUAGUCUUCUACUACAAAAUACAAAUGUUUAUUCUUGACGAUAAUCAGCAGUCCACAACUAUAUGUCAUGCCUAUAAUCUUCAGAAGUCAGGCUACAAUUUAGAUUUGUUUGGUGCAGAGAAGAUUUUGCUGGAAGGCAAUGAUGCUGACACUGAUAUGGCAUGUGGUGGACUGCAGGAUGAAUCUGCAGUUGCAGUGACGUGCUCAGCAUCAUCUGACGUCUGUUAAGACUCUGUAAUUGGUAGUGUUCAUAGAAGAAGACUGCGCUUGAAAGAUGCAAAUAGUGUUGUUGGUUGCUUGGAUUUGGUUCUGGAAUUUGUUUCAGUUCAAGCUAUCGGAAGAGCCCUAGUUGGUGUGCGGGAAGGGUGCACAGUGAGGUAUGACAUAUGUGCUGGAAGUGAAGAUGGAGGAAAGGUUUCUUCAAUUGUUGCAUCUGGCAUUGGUUGCUUGGAUUUGGUUCUGGAAUUUGUUUCAGGACGCAAUUUGAUUGUGGUUAAAAAAUACAUUCAGAGGUUAAUUGCCUGCAUGUUCGAUGUUAUUCUGCAUCUGCAGAGUGCACUAAUCUUCUAUGAGAGAUUCACUCAGAGUAAAGAUGAUAGUGAUCCAGACCCAGGAACAGUCAUUCUUAUGUGUGUUGACGUUCUGGCAAGCAUGCAAUAUACAAAAUGGAUCUCUGGCUUGUAGCACACUCAUUACGUAUACCUUCAGCACUUUUUCAAGAUUUCCAUCUGUUAAAACAUUCUAAAUAUCCUGUUCCAAAUGAUUCUUCAGCAAGUCCAAAUAACCAACCAUCCGACCCAGUAGCAAGUGUACAUGUCUCUGGUAUAGACAGGCAAUACUCAGUGGGCCUAUAUUCUGCUUGCUGCCGAUUAUUGCAUAAUGUUGUGAAGCACCACAAAAGUGAAUGCGAGGGGUAUGUUGCUCUACUUCAAGCUUCUGUUCGUGUUCUUCUUUAUUGUUUGGAGACUUUGGAUGCUGUUGUGGUAGCCAGGGAAGGCUUCUUUUCAUAGGAACUAGAAGGAGUCAAAUGUGCAUGUUCUCUCAGAAGGAUUUAUGAAGAGCUAAGACAUCAAAAAGAGGUCUUUGGUCCACACUGUUACCACUUUUUAGCUUAUUACAUACAGGUUUAUUCAGGAUAUGGCCCCCGCAAAACAGGCAUCAAAAG